Plenodomus lingam JN3 is the source of this 228-nucleotide messenger RNA. RefSeq lists its product as uncharacterized. Lineage: Eukaryota; Fungi; Ascomycota; Dothideomycetes; Pleosporales; Leptosphaeriaceae. The record is from RefSeq and is a predicted model, not a curated record.
AUGCCAAAGCCGACCCGUAUCGCAAUUCGGAUUGCGGUGCUGAUGUUGGUGGUGUUACUUGCUCGCACAAUCUAUCACCGUUGUUUCCCAUCAUCAACAUUAACGGAGCACGAGUCAUCCCUGUCCUCGGCCAACCCUGAUGAAAUGGACGUAGUUCGGUCACAGGUGCCAUCUCCACAGGAAAUUGUGAGGACGCUAUCCCUGCAUAUUGAAAGGAUUGGAUUCUGA